AUGUCCAUCGAUCAGGUUACAGCCCAAAUUGAAGGGCUGGCUCUUGAACAAUCACCGACUCUUGCUGACUCGCCCUCGCCAGUGGAGCAAGUUGCACAACCAAGAGCGGCCGGAAAAGGUGAGGAUCUCGUUCGAGCCGUUCCUCACCACCCAGGAACUCACGCAGUGGGACCAGGCGGGCGACUGGCCUCCCGACUUAUCCAGGAUUGGUUUGCUGGCUAUCUUCCGGAAGGCGGAGAGGGCGGACUACAAACCAAGUGUUCUGCGUUGCGCGUCUUCCCUCCUCACCCCGACGGAGGCUCGGAUCACGAUUUCAUCAUCGAAUUCUCGCAGAGCUAUGACGCGCCGAGCGACCCCGAGGGCCGGGGGAGGACUUUGAUUUCUUGUAUGUGCAGCCACUGCCGCCACCACUUCGUCUUCCAUAUCUGCCCUCCCUCCGGCGAAGAGAGCGAGGCGCAUUUGCAGCACCAUUUCCGUGUCGAGCAUGCCGAAUCCCAUGCCGGCUCCGAAUCCGCCGUGUUUCAACCCUACAGCAACGACCACCUGCGGGGCCGGUUUCGAUAUGCCUGCACCCUCUGCGGCCUCGCCGUCAACCUCGAGAUAUCUGUACCCCGGCUGAAGCCGUCUUGGCUUAAGAUGGUUAUGGACGAGAAUAGGAUCAAGGAGUCUCUGAGGAUUGCCAGGGAGCAAGACCCAGCACGCUACGCGAACCUCAGCCCGGAGAAGGAGACACACUAUCUGACAACGGCUCUCUCCACUCUGAACCAGUACCUGAAGAAUAUUCUUGAUGACGACGGUACAGGAGCUCAUAAGAGGAUCUCCUGCCGAAACAAGACCUUUCUGGUGCAGUUCGGCCGAGACUGCGACCACAUCUUUCGAUACCUGGGGUUCAAGGAGGACCAUUCCGACGAGUCGGGAGAGUCAUACUGGCUGCCGCCGCGGCUGCCGCCUCCGGAAGGCAAAGCACCCGUCGGCUCUCUCAGGGCCUUUUACGACGACGUGAGGUACGAGGUGCAGAGCGUGCUUGCUGACAGGCCGCCCGUGCCCGGCGAGCCCGUCAUCAAGCCUAUCUCAGCAGCAGGGGCCCGUGACCAACUCGAGAAGGCUCUGGGGUGUGAUAAGAGCCAUCGUUGUUUCAGCACAUUGCCGGUGAACGAAAAUGAGUCGCAGUACUUCACCGCCCUAGGCGCGCCCGUUGACGCCGACGAUGCGUUGAUUAAGUUUGCGUACGGCAGGCAAGUCGAAUCAGACCCGGAGAACACGCCGGCUUACUUGGAAGCACUCGGCACCCUCGCGGCUCGCCGGUCAGAAGAACUCCAAAUGUUCGUUUUCACCCAUCAGGAGUUACUCGCAAAGCGUCAGAGGGAGGCUACCGCCGUAGCGCCCGACGGUGGCCAGGCCGGGAAAGCAUAUGCUCAUUUCGGCCUUACGAGAGCUUCUUCCGAUGACCCAGCGUAUAUUGUUCGCGUGUACCGGACCUACAGGGAGCAGUCUCCCGCGCAAAAGUCGGACCAUCGGCUCGCCUUGCUCGAGAUUUGGAAGGACUGCCGAAGUGACGAAAUCCGGAUCGAGGUCUUUAGGAAGAAUAUGGAUCUGUCGGAAGCGUGUAAGUUCCUACACGUGGAGCCGGAAUGGCCAAUGGAUAAUAUCGCUGCCUCGGCGCAGAGCGUAUCCUCGGAUCUUGACUUGGACCAUCUAGAUCUCCUAAUACUUGCGCUGGAAUCCAUUUCAACCGCUAAGCCCGAGAAUGACCCCAACCGCUCGGCUUUUGAACGCGCCUUUACUGAGAUCGUAUCCGGUCGGGAAUCCUUAGUUCUUCUCUCCGACAACUCCGGCUUUGAUGGCCCGGGGCGGGCGGCCGCCGAGCGCUCUCGUGAGGCCGUGGACUUGGAGCUACCCGUCGGUCUUGCCAAUCUCCGGAAUACCUGCUAUCUCAACAGCAUACUACAGUAUUUCUACUCCGUCAAUGCUGUCAGGAAUCUGGCUGUAGGGUCCGACUUGCCUGCUCUAGAGCCAACCGAGGCGAAUCUUAGCCACAUCCUGCGCGCCGGUAGCAGUAACCAAGAGGAGAGUCGAUCUGAACUGGAGACCGGCAGGGCCUUUGUUGGUCAUGAAUUCACACGCGAACUUGGCACCCUUUUCCGUCACCUAGAUGCGGCCGGGGAUAGCUCCAUUCCACCUCGCCAGCGUCUCGCCAACGCUGCUCUGUUGAGACCGGAGAAGUUGCGUCCCCACGAUGGCGAUGCACCACCGCUACCACCACGUGCGGUCGAGAGCUCCGUUAGGGAAGUCUCUGACGUACCAAUGCUGGAGGUCGAACCAUCCGAUCUAGAGAGUUCUGCUAGCUCGCAACAGACUCUAGUCGAUUGCGCCGACCCAGAAAACCCGUUGAUUGUCACACUUGACGAUCGGAUCACAGACAAGGAAACGGCGACUGUGGAUAGCCCUGCUAAGCCGGUCCCAUCCGACCCUACUGUCACCCGUUCGACUGAAGGGGAGGUAAAGAUGUCAAAACUCACAGUCGAAGAGCUCGCCACAGAGCUCGACAAGCCGAACGUCGGAUCUGACCAGAUGGAUGUGGACGAGGUCAUGGGGAAUGCCAUUGAUCACCUGCGGGCAGCGUUCAAGGUUUCCAGCAUUAGUGGCUCCGAAACCGCACCCGAUCCUAUCAAGGACGCUUUCUUCUCGACAUUCAUCGACAACCGGAAGAAGAUUGACGAAUCAAAGUGGAACAGAACGAGCAGAUCCGACCGCUGGGUAACAGCAUACCCGGCCCAGUCAGGGACACGGGAUCUGUAUGAUGCCCUCGCCAAUUCGUUUGACCUCGAGCCGCUACCGGGCGACCUCCUAUCAUUCACCACCAUUGAACGGCCCGCGCCCCAUUUCCACGUCUGCAUCCAACGAUCUGACGGCGUUAGAAAAAAUGCCAACCCCAUCAGCAUCCCCGAGACGCUAUAUCUCGAUCGCUUUAUGGAUACUUCGGACACCCAGUCCUCCCUUCACAAGGGGAGGAAGCGUAAGUGGGACAUCGACACCAGACUGAAUGAGAUGACGGAUUCCACGGCGAAAGAGCGUCUGGAUACAUCUAAGCCAGGGUUUCAGGCUGCAGGCCGCCCUUCGGACCCGAGCCCGCAGGCCGAUGGACCCACCGAAGAGGAGGUUGACGGGUUUCUGCUCGUAGGGGGGUCAGAUGAGCUCGUUCAGGCCCAGGCAUCCUCCGUGGCGAAGACAACCGAUAUCAAUCUGGAUGUUCACGGCUCCCCUGACGCAGAGUUGAAGCAGUUAAUGGGGAAAUACGGGGUUAAGGAACCCGAUGUUUCUCGGACCAGCCCAAGACCGCUACAAAAGAGCACCUACGACAUCGAUUUCCCGCCUGUCGGCGUCACUGGGUUUUGGGAGAAGUUCGUGGCUGAGGAGAAGGCAGAGAGGGAGCGUUUGAUGGCGGAGCGAGACGGAAUCUUCGGCGAUGCUCGCGCAAUGGCUUACCGUCUCCAUGCCGUUGUGUGCCAUGCGGGGACCACUGCCUCUGCCGGCCACUACUGGGUGUGGAUCCACGACUUUGAGCGCAAUGUCUGGCGCAAGUACAACGACACCGUGGUCUCGGUUCAUCCAGCCGAGUUCGUCUUUGGGGAGCUCAACACUAAGGGCGAGCCAUACUACCUCGCCUAUGUCAGGGCCGACCAGGUUCCCGGCCUCGUCAGCAUCCCGCGCCGCAAACCGCUGGCACCCCCGCCCGUACCGCCACGCCCGACAUCGGCCGAGGACACUCUGAUGACUGAUGAUGGCGACAAUGUGCUCGCCAGCAUUGAGCACUGGUAA
Chaetomium fimeti is the source of this 3819-nucleotide messenger RNA. RefSeq lists its product as uncharacterized. The record is from RefSeq and is a predicted model, not a curated record. The transcript is spliced from 4 exons. Gene Ontology annotation, molecular function: cysteine-type deubiquitinase activity; proteasome binding. Gene Ontology annotation, biological process: protein deubiquitination; regulation of proteasomal protein catabolic process; proteasome-mediated ubiquitin-dependent protein catabolic process. The coding region runs from base 1 to 3819 and encodes 1272 amino acids. NCBI's taxonomy places the organism in Eukaryota, Fungi, Ascomycota, Sordariomycetes, Sordariales, Chaetomiaceae.